AUGUGGGCAGGGCAGGAGGAAGGAAGCCCCUGUCCCAUGCUAAGGAAAGAGUAUGGCGCUAAUGUGGUCCCAGCCUUUCCUCCAAAGAAGAUCUUCACACUCACCCCAGCAGAGGUAGAGCAGCGACGGGAACAGCUGGAGAAAUACAUGCAGGCUGUGCGGCAGGACCCCACGCUGGGAGGCAGCGAGACCUUCAACAGCUUCCUGCGCAAGGCUCAGCAGGAGACGCAGCAGAUACCCACAGAGGAGGUGGUGCUGGAAGUGCUGCUCUCCAAUGGCCAGAAGGUCAAGGUCACCAUCCUUACCUCGGACCAGACGGAGGAUGCUGUGGCCUCCAAGCUGGAUCUGCCAGAUGACCUGGUGGGCUACUUCAGCCUCUUCCUAGUGAGAGAGACCAAGGACGGAGCUUUCUCCUUUGUGAGGAAGCUGCAGGAGUUUGAGCUGCCGUACGUGUCCGUCACCAGCCUGCACAACCCCGAGUUCAGGAUCAUCCUGCGCAAGAGCUACUGGGACUCCUCCUAUGACGAUGACGUAAUGGAGCAUCGUGUGGGGUUGAACUUGCUGUAUGCACAGACGGUGUCAGACAUCGAGCACGGAUGGAUCCUUGUCAACAAGGAACAGCACCGGCAGCUGAAGUCCCUGCAGGAAAAGGUCUCCAAGAAGGAGUUCAUCCGCCUGGCGCAGACCCUGAAGUACUACGGCUAUCUCAAGUUUGACCCCUGCGUCACCGACUUCCCCGAGAAGGGAUGUCACGUCGUCGUCAGCGCCGGCAAUCUCAACUUCCAGGUGCGGCUGCCGAACGAGCAGAUCAAGGAAGGCAGCUUCAAGGUCACGCGCAUGCGGUGCUGGCGGGUCACAUCCUCGGUGAGUGUCGCCUGCCUGUGGGGCCCUGGGGAGCAGGGAGGGCUCCGGCGG
Molecule: messenger RNA, 915 nt
Organism: Antrostomus carolinensis (chuck-will's-widow)
Lineage: Eukaryota; Metazoa; Chordata; Aves; Caprimulgiformes; Caprimulgidae
Gene: SNX17
Product: sorting nexin 17
Exons: 9
Biological process (GO): endocytic recycling; signal transduction; intracellular protein transport
Cellular component (GO): early endosome
Molecular function (GO): phosphatidylinositol binding
Source: RefSeq, a predicted model, not a curated record